Messenger RNA from Syngnathus typhle (broad-nosed pipefish), 3501 nucleotides. RefSeq names its product solute carrier family 33 member 1 (gene slc33a1). The transcript has 10 exons. The record is from RefSeq and is a predicted model, not a curated record. Gene Ontology annotation, cellular component: membrane. Gene Ontology annotation, molecular function: acetyl-CoA transmembrane transporter activity. NCBI's taxonomy places the organism in Eukaryota, Metazoa, Chordata, Actinopteri, Syngnathiformes, Syngnathidae. The coding region runs from base 200 to 1867 and encodes 555 amino acids.
CUCAAGUUUUGACACGUCAGCUGUAGUGAAUCGGACACAUUUGAACGUUGCGCGCAAGUAUACUUCCUGGUGCAUCUGACACCAGUGUUGAUAUUUUACCUUUGUGAAUCGUCAAAGGCCUACGCAUGUCGCUUAUUCCGCUGCCAUUGCAAUCAGAUUUGCUGAUUGCACUGCACUCUUCAAUGACUCCGGUGUUACCAUGGAGAACCAUAAUCACGAUCUAAUUACAUAUAAGAAUGGUCGGCAGAGAAAGCAAGUUGGUGCUUCCCUCCACCAUUCUCUAAGCUUGAAGGACGGUGUCAUGACACCGAUGAGCAUCUCUGAGACAGAAAUAGACGGGGUAACAGACAACCUCAUCGCAGGGUCAGACUCCGAGGAGAAGAUGCAUCCCAAAGUGCGUCGAGGUAUUCGGACCGAGUUGUGGAACGUGCUGCUUCUUCUCUUCCUCUAUGUUCUGCAAGGGAUUCCCCUUGGACUGGCUGGGAGCAUUCCGCUGAUUUUACAGAGUAAGAAUGUCAGCUACAGGAACCAAGCUGUCUUUAGCUUUGUUUUUUGGCCAUUCAGUCUCAAGCUUUUAUGGGCACCGCUGGUGGAUGCUCUCUACUUCACCAAGUUUGGUAGAAGAAAAUCGUGGCUGGUACCCACGCAGUACCUACUGGGCCUCUUCAUGCUCUACCUUUCUCUACGAGUUGACUCACUGCUGCAGAGCAAGGGAGGCCCGAAUGUGGUCGCGCUGACAACGGUCUUCUUUAUGCUCGCAUUUCUGGCAGCCACGCAGGACAUUGCUGUCGAUGGCUGGGCGCUAACAAUGCUAUCGCGAGAGAACGUCGGCUAUGCAUCCACGUGUAACUCGGUGGGCCAGACCGCUGGCUACUUUCUGGGUAACGUGCUCUUUUUGGCGCUGGAGUCUGCCGAUUUCUGCAACAAAUACCUCAGAACGGAGCCCAAGGAGAUUGGAAUUGUCACCUUGGCAGACUUCCUGUUUUUCUGGGGAGUGGUGUUCCUGCUUUCCACAACGCUGGUGGCCAUCUUGAAAAGUGAGAACGAGCCUAGCAAAGACAGGGGGAAAGAUCCCGAGGAGACGCAGGGGGUUUUGCAAACCUACAAGUUGCUCUUCACUAUCGUCAAAAUGCCGGCCGUCUUCACCUUCUGUUUGCUGCUGCUCACUGCCAAAAUCGGCUUCUCUGCAGCUGAUGCGGUGACCGGUCUGAAGUUGGUGGAGGCCGGCGUUCCGAAGGCGCAAUUGGCUUUGCUGGCCGUGCCUAUGGUGCCUCUGCAGAUCCUUCUACCGGUGUUGAUCAGUAAAUACACAGCAGGGCCCAGACCGUUGGAUGUCUUCUACAAAGCCUUCCCUUUUAGGUUAAUGGUUGGCCUGGGGUUUGCUCUGCUUGUUGCGUGGACACCGAGUGUGCGGCAAGAAGAAGGCUUCCCCGUUUACUACUACGUUGUUGUACUGCUCAGCUAUGCGGUGCACCAGUUGGCUUUAUACAGCAUGUAUGUCGCCGGUAUGGCCUUCCACGCCAAAGUGAGUGACCCACUCAUAGGGGGAACCUACAUGACAUUGCUGAACACAGUCACUAACCUGGGAGGAAACUGGCCCUCCACCCUUGCACUUUGGUUGGUGGAUCCGCUCACAAGCAAGGAGUGUCGGGGCGCUGUCAACCAAACUUGUGUCUCGCCGGAGGCAGCAGGGCUGUGCGUCAAGGAAGGUGGCGCCUGCGUCACAACGCUAGACGGUUACUAUGUGGAGUCAGUGGUAUGCAUGCUGAUCGGCUUUGCCUGGUGGGUGUGGUUAGGGCCCAAGUUGAAGAGGCUGCAGGAUCACAGUCCAGCUGCGUGGAGAUGCAGAGUUGCAGUUGAUGACUAAAUUAAUCCUAUUUCUUUUUUUUUUUUUCUUCUUCUCGUGCAAAUCAACAUCUGAAUGCUGGACCCUUUAAUUUUGCUAUCUUUUUGCAUCGGGCCUUUUGUUUCUUUGCUGAGGAGUGACCAAAUCAGCUGGCUCGAACACUUAUACAAAUAAGGAUCCACUACCAUAUGCAUCCUAAGGAAAGAAUGUUCACAGUCCCACCCAAAAACUAUGCAACAUACCUGACGGACCACCUUCUGGUUUUCUUUAUUAACUGAUGGGAAAGAAACAGCAAUUUUAAGUGAAUCACAUAGUACUUUGUGUGGUUUGGUGGGAAGUUGUUGAAAAAAAUAUAUAUAUGUAUAUCAUGCUUUUUUAGGGAAGUUUAUUUUACUAAAACGGACCAAGAACAGCAGAGCUUGGAACUUUUUGGCAGUUGAAUUUUUUUUGGGUGCAUUACUGCAGUUGGAAAAAAAGGUGGCUGUAAUACACAAAGUAUUCCGCCAAAAGAAAGCUAACACCAUUAGGGACAAGGAUUUUGUGAUGCAUUCUGAGCUCCUAUGUAAUAUAUACACAUCACACCCGAACAGUCAGCAACAAUGAAACUAUGAAGGAAAAAGUGGCACUUAGUGACUGACAACAGUCUGAAAAAAUAUGGUAGCACAAUGUUUUCACUGGAAAUUUAGUACACUUGCACAAGCCAUAACACUUUUUACUUUACAUUUUUUUUUGUAAAUGACAACCCCCCCCCCCCCAUCUUUUACUCUUUUACUUUACUGUUACAGGUCUGUAAUCCCCAACCAGGUGGGAUUAGACCUCAGGAGUGUCAUUUCUAUUUAUAUUUUUUAUCAAUGUUCUGGAUGCUGGCGUACAUAACCCUGCAAAUUCUAAUGGACGGUUUCGGUGUUUGAAUUUGAUAAGCUCAAUUUUAAGGCUUUAUGUGUAGUAUUUCUUCACUUGGAUCUGAUUUGUUAUGUGAUAACAUGUGAAGUGUGCCUUUUCAACUGGAAAAAUUCAACAUGGUCUACUCAAGAUAACCAUUGUUUUAAAUUUUUCUUUGUGUUGCAUGCAUACUUGAAACCCACUUUCUGCCAAGAACUAAUGCAUCUGCCUGUUAGAAGUUAAAAAAUGAGUACAGCUUUACACCUGUAGAACAUCAGCAUUACAACUGAAAAGUCAAAAGCUACUAAAGAUGUAUGAAUUGUGACAAUGACCCACUGAUUUGUUUCUGAGACCAAGCAUACAAGAUUUUGUUUGUAGAUUCCCACUAUUUAUAUUUCUUCCUAUCUCAAAGUACCACUUUGCCUUGGGGUUGUAUGUUGACAUGUUCUGAAUACUUUUUAACUUUUUUUGUUGACAAUAGUUUGGCUGAAUUUCUUACAUGAUCAUUGAAUCGGUUAUGCCCAUCCCACAAAGCCUGGCAAGCUUUGCAUUAAAUCUAGUGACUGAAAAUACUCAUUCUAAGAUGCCUUUUGAGAAUACAUAUGGUAUUUUGAAUUGUUUUUUUGGUUGGUUUAAUUGGUCACAAGAAAGAUGUCUUGUGUUAAAAUCUAGAAAUCAAAUUAUGAUGGAAACAGGGUUGGACAGUUGUGUAAAUUUUUAUCUUGAGGCUGAUAUGAGAAGUGACUUGAAAUACAUCCAGUCAUUAACCUUGA